This is a messenger RNA of Xiphophorus hellerii (green swordtail), 1895 nucleotides long. RefSeq names its product MOB-like protein phocein. Bases 131 to 910 code for a protein of 259 amino acids. The transcript is spliced from 9 exons. Lineage: Eukaryota; Metazoa; Chordata; Actinopteri; Cyprinodontiformes; Poeciliidae. The record is from RefSeq and is a predicted model, not a curated record. Gene Ontology annotation, cellular component: mitochondrial matrix; mitochondrion. Gene Ontology annotation, molecular function: ATP binding; metal ion binding; protein-folding chaperone binding.
GCCACGUCAAGUUCAGUGAGGUAGUGCGCAUGCGCCUUCUGGAGAUUUCCUCACGUGGAGGGAGUAAAGGAGUCUCAUUUCCACGCUAGUUGACUGCAGCGCUGCUCCAGACAGACUCUCUCACAAAAAAAUGGCCUUCAGGAAGUUCCUCCCCCUGUUUGACCGGGUUCUGGUGGAGCGUCUCACAGCGGAGACGGUAACCAAGGGAGGCAUCAUGCUGCCAGAGAAGUCCCAGGGCAAAGUACUGCAGGCCACGGUGGUGGCAGUCGGCCCAGGCUCUGUUAACCAGGAUUUCUACAACUGGCCGGAUGAAUCGUUUGAGGAGAUGGACAGUACGCUAGCUGUUCAACAGUACAUCCAGCAGAACAUAAGGUCCGACUGCUCCAACAUUGACAAAAUCCUGGAGCCUCCUGAGGGUCAGGAUGAAGGCGUCUGGAAGUAUGAGCACCUCAGGCAGUUCUGUCUGGAACUUAACGGACUUGCUGUAAAACUGCAGAGUGAGUGCCACCCUGACACCUGCACCCAGAUGACAGCCACAGAGCAGUGGAUCUUCUUAUGUGCCGCCCACAAGACGCCCAAAGAGUGCCCUGCCAUUGACUACACCAGGCACACGCUGGACGGAGCUGCCUGUCUUCUCAAUAGCAACAAAUAUUUUCCCAGCAGGGUGAGCAUCAAGGAGUCAUCAGUGGCCAAGCUGGGCUCCGUCUGUCGCCGCAUCUAUAGGAUAUUCUCUCAUGCCUACUUCCAUCAUCGUCAGAUAUUCGACAAGUAUGAGAACGAGACGUUCCUGUGUCACCGGUUCACACGCUUCGUGAUGAAGUACAACCUGAUGUCCAAGGACAACCUGAUAGUGCCCAUCCUGGAGGAGGAAGUCCAGAACACCUCGUCAGCUGGCGAAAGCGAGGCCUAACGCCACCGCCGCCGCGCACAGCUCUAUAUCUAUACAGUACAGAGGAGGCGCACUCAUUCUGCAUAAAUAUAUCUGAAUAUAUGUAUAGACACACUACAGUGUAUGGAGACACUGUCCACGUCCCCCCGUUCCUCCCUCACUCUUCUGUCUGUAUCUGAGGAAGUAAAGCUAGCAGGAGCGGGGCUCGGCAGCCUGCAGGGUAACAUCAACAAGGUCACUUUCUCCUCACGGUUCCCACCCACUUUGUCCAUAGCAACGCCCUUUCUCCCCCCUAUCACUAUAUCAGGUUCUCUUUUGACCUUUGACACAAUAUUUUUAUGGGUUUUUGCAAAACAUUGAACCAUAUUUGCGUUUUGUUUAUCCCCCGGCAGCACAGUACUAGUCCUAAAGUUUAAACUCCUGAUUUUAGCCACCUGAUGCCUCCCACUGACCAGUGGCUUGCUGUGGACAUGGUGGGUUUGCCUCAGUUAUGACCCGCCCCCUUUCCUCUGUAUAUACACCCCACAUCAUGCUUCUCUUCACCUGUGUUGCUGACCUUCCUGCUUUGGGUCGGGGUUGUCCUAAUGAAAUGGAAAUAAAUAAAAACCUAGGUGUGAUGCUUGUGUGGUAGUAACCGAACCUUCACCUUUAGCUCUGUCCUGUGAUCUAGCAGUGAGAUGUUCCUUCUCGUCGGACUCUGAUCCUGCUUUAUGACGCGCACCAUGCGGCUAGUAUUUGUUAGCGGGAGCAGCAGCAGCAGAUUACCUGGCCUGUUCUAGCCAGGUUUGAAUCGAGCGCCGUGCUGAAGGAGGGGGAGUAUUGGCUACAUGAUGUGUCAGAGCACAACCCACUUCCUGCCUUCUUUAACCCUCUUCCUCAUUAAGUUAUUGUGUGGGAGGAGUCUCUUCAGUCCAACCCACUUGUUUGUUUUUUAAAUGGACUAAAAAUUUUGUUACUGUUGACAUUUUCAUGAUGUCUGUUAAUAAAAAAAGACCUAUUAUUCAUA